Molecule: messenger RNA, 495 nt
Organism: Sordaria macrospora k-hell
Lineage: Eukaryota; Fungi; Ascomycota; Sordariomycetes; Sordariales; Sordariaceae
Source: RefSeq, a predicted model, not a curated record
AUGCAUGCGGACUAUGACGGAGCGACCAGGCAGAUGGUGGGAACGUUAUGGAAACCUGGUUACACGCCCAUGUUCAUAGAGACACUCCAAGAAUUGUGGCAGUGGACAGCCCUGAAGAAAUGUCUCGUGCUCAUCGGAUAUGGAGUGGGCCACCCACGCCUUCGCACCGCAAACUCGGAAGGGCUGACGGCUUUGGACCUGGCCAUUCAGCGCUCCGAAAGCGAGGAAAGAGCUUUGAGAAAAGACCAAGACACACCAAAUGUGCAAUACGAAUACUGCCCCUACAGGUUCGUCGGCCACUUAUUGUUCAACUUGAUACAGCCCGCGAUCAAGGACCCCGCAAGCCUGCCGGCGCUGCUGGAUAAGGCGGACCAGAAGUACUUGUCUGCGAAGCUGAGGGAAGUGAUUGUGUCGAAGCCGCAGUUGGCCUUUGAGAUGGUGACUGCUGGCGUGGACCUCACGGAUGUGAAGGAGAACUGGUUUGAGAUUCACUAG